Messenger RNA from Coregonus sp. 'balchen', 5101 nucleotides. Lineage: Eukaryota; Metazoa; Chordata; Actinopteri; Salmoniformes; Salmonidae. The record is from the annotation of a GenBank genome assembly.
CGCAAAGGGUUUUCUGCUCCAAUAGAAAUACCGCUAGAAUAUGCUCCAUCCAAUCAACAGCAUGGAACAGCUGCUUCCUCGAAAGUCUUUCCCCCAAUCGAAGGAUUGUUCAAUUUUGGCGGUGCGGAAAACAUGGCGGAAGAUUUGAACGGUAAGGAGGGUGGGAAGUUAAUACGUGUAUAUUUGUUGUGUUUUGAGGUUAUUGAGGCUGUUUGAACUUAUAAAAUGUUACACUUAAUUCCGCGACCUUUAAUUCACGCUUGUCAUGGAAUAUUUAGCCAUGUUAAAGCAAGAGCAAUGACGUUGAGUAGGCAGUUCUAUCUGCGCACUUCGAUUGUGUGGUCUUUUAAAAAAGAAAUUGUAUCGGCUAACGGUAACGUUUUAAAAUCUAAAAGAAUGCAUACGGAUAUGGAAUAGCUAGUAACUAUACUAGCCAAAUAACUAAUUGUAAACUGCGUGGCACUAUAAAGCGUCAAUCGAGGAAAAUCGGCGCGGUUUUCAGACAGCCCUAGGUACUUGCAAACAACAGAGAACUUCAUAACGCGCCAAAACACAGACCUCGUUGAGUAGCUAGCUGCUAGCUAGUUAGCUAGAAUUGUCUGACAGUGGCUGCAAGCGUUUCACAGAACCCGUUAGAAUUAGUAAAAAUGUAGCCUGCACAAUUCCAAAUUAGAACAAAUAAGAAUAUGUUCAAGCUGAAUAUUUAAUUAUGUCUCGUUUAUUUGUUGCCUUUUAAACCUAACGUAGUUGGCAGCUAUUAACUAACUAGCUAGCUAAACAUGGUGGCUACAAUUACAACAUUGCAGGUUGCAGCAUAUCCUGCAAGCUGUCUUUGGACGAUCUGCAGGCUGUCUGCCGCCAGGAAAGGCUCCACUGUAAAGAACUACAGGUGAACAAGCAUAACAUCGAUGACUAUGAGGUUGAGUACCUCUGUGACUACAAGAAGUCUAAGGUGAGUGAAUGAAUUCGCAAUGGUACUAUGAAGGCUGGGACAAGUCCUCCGUAGAGUUAUCUCAAGCAUUGCAACUAUCAGUUGGUGUGGUUCCUUUAACUUUUGGUUUCAUAUGGACACUGAGAUAUGAGAUGAGAGAUUUGUCAGCAGUUACAGCUAGAGGUGUGUGACCAACUGUUUGCUACUUGGGGGAAGCGGUCAAUGCAAAAGCACUUAGAAAUGCAAUUUGAACCCCCGUCUGGUGGGAAUAUAUUUAACAUACAUACAGUGAGAUCCAAAUGAUUUGGAAUUUUUUUGUUUUGUUUUGGCUCUGUACUGUCUCCAGCACUUUGGAUUAGAAAAGAGUGCACACUGUCACUGUCAGCUUUAAUUUGAGGGUAUUUUGAUCCAUAUCGGGUGACCCAUUUUCAAAUUACAGCACUUUUUGUACAUAGUCCCCCCAUUUUAGAAAACAUUUACAUUUACGUCAUUUAGCAGACGCUCUUAUCCAGAGCGACUUACAGUUAGUGAAUACAUAUUUUAUUUUUUUAUACUGGCCCCCCCCCGUGGGAAACGAACCCACAACACUGGCAUUGCAAACGCCAUGCUCUAUCAACUGAGCUACAUCCCUGCCGGCCAUUCCCUCCCCUACCCUGGACGACGCUGGGCCAAUUGUGCGCCGCCCAUGAGUCUCCCGGUCGCGGCCGGCUGCGACAGAGCCUGGAUUCGAACCAGGAUCUAGUGGCACAGUUAGCACUGCGAUGCAGUGCCUUAGACCACUGCGCCACUCAGGAGAAAACCAAAAGUGUUUGGACAAAUUCACUUGUGUAUUAAAGUAGUCAAAAGUUUAGUAUUUGGGCCCAUAUUCUUAGCAUGCAAUGACUACAACAAGCUUGUGACUCCACAAACUUGUAGGAUGCAUGUGCAGUUUGUUUUGAUUUCAGAUUAUUUUGUGCCCAAUAGAAAUGAAUGGUAAAUAUUGUAGUGCCAUUUUGGAGUCACUUUUAUUGUAAAUAAGAAUAGAAUAUGUUUCUGAACACUUCCACAUUCAUGUGGAUGCUACCAUGAUUACGGAUAAUCCUGAAUGAAUUGUGAAUAAUGAGUGAGAAAGUUGGAGCCACGAAGGUCAUACCCCCAAGACAUGCUAACCUCUCACAAUUACCAAUAACAGGAGAGGUUAGCAUUUUGGGGGGUAUGAUAUUUAUCCCUAUAACUUUCUCACUCAUCAUUAUUAACGAUUCAUUCAUUAAUGUAGAAGUGUUUUGAAACACACAGUAUUCUUAUUUACAAUAAAAGUGGCUCCAAAAUGACACAAUACAUUAUUUACCAUUCAUUUCUAUUAAAGCUGACAGUCCGCACUUUUAACCUCAUAGUCAUUGUAUCUUUUCAAAUCCAAAGUGCUGCAGUACAGAGCCAAAACAACAAAAGUGUCACUGUCUAAAUACUUUUGGACCUCACUGUAAAAUGUACCGUGUUCAAUAUAAUUAUUUUGUGGCAUGUGUCCUCUUGUCAUCUGUCAGGAGCAAGAGUUGUACCUUGUCAAAUGGAAGGGAUACCCUGAGUCGGCCAACACCUGGGAGCCCCGCAAAAAUCUCAAGUGCAAGAAGCUGAUGACUCAGUUCCACGAGGACAUGGAGCGUGAAAUGAGGCGGCAAAAGAGACGGACCACCUGCCCCAAGCGGCUGGACAAGGACGUGGCCUGGAUCCUGGUGCAGAAAGCCAAACUCCGCCAGAGGCUCCAGCGCUGGGAGGCCGACCUGAACAAGACGCGCAACCACCCAGGCCGCAUCUUUGUCCUGAACGAGGUGGACUUGGAUGGCCCGCCCAGGGACUUCACUUACAUCAACACCUACAAGGUGGGCGAGGGCAUCGUGCUCAAUGAGAUGGCCGUUGGCUGUGAGUGUAAGGACUGUUUCAGUGAUCCGGUCGGAGGCUGCUGCCCCGGGGCCUCCCUUCACCGCCUGGCCUACACUGACAAGGGCCAGGUGCGAGUGCGGGCCGGGGAGCCCAUCUACGAGUGUAACACCCGCUGCAGCUGCGGGCCUGACUGCCCCAACCGAGUGGUCCAGAAGGGCAUUCCAUUCGACCUGUGCAUCUUCAAGACUGAGAAUGGCCGAGGCUGGGGCGUGCGCGCACUACAGCACAUCAAAAAGAACACCUUUGUCAUGGAGUACGUUGGAGAGGUAAGUAGUAUAAAGUAUUUGCCAAUACUUUAGGUUAAAUGUAUUGGCCCAUCAUGUCAACUGCAUUUACCAGGAUGAGCUAUUCUGUCAUGAAAAUGUUUACAUUGGAUUAGAGUAAUGGACAAAGAACAUUAGACAAAUGUUGUAUGUGUCUGCGUCAGCGUUUCUAGCCUUACUUUAACAAAUACUAGCGCUGUGCUUCUAUUCCGGGUGUUUGUGAACAGUUUCUGAAGUGGUGUGUGCGUCUGUCUGUCAGAUCAUCACAUCGGAUGAGGCGGAGAAGAGAGGACACCUGUACGACCGGCAGGGCGCCACCUACCUGUUUGACCUGGACUAUGUGGAGGACGUUUAUACGGUGGAUGCCGCUCACCAUGGCAACAUCUCCCACUUUGUCAACCAUAGUGUGAGUGGCACAUUAUCAUAUAUGUUCACCUUUCAAAAACAAGAGGCAUACCUUUCGGUAGUAGUAUAUUUUGGUAUUCUAGGUGCAAGUGAAAGCAGUCGCAUCGUAGACACCGCAGAAUGGAAGCGGUUCAACCCAAGGAUGUUAUAGUAUUGCACUGUAAUAUGCUUCCUCAAACAGAACAUGAAGUGCACCAAAUGUGUUCUCAAUUGUAUGGAAAUCUGAAUAGAAUAGUGUUUAUGAAUGUAUUAUAAGUAGUAGGCUAUUCUGAAAUCUACCAUGAAUUGCUGUAGAUGUGAUUUGACCUUAAAGUAUUGACCUUUUAAGUUGUGUCGUCUCUGUUUUGCAGUGCAACCCCAACCUGCAAGUAUACAACGUGUUUAUAGACAACCUGGAUGAGAGGCUCCCGAGGAUAGCUUUAUUUUCAACACGCCCCAUCAGGGCAGGAGAAGAGCUCACUUUUGACUAUAAGAUGCAAGGUAAGUGUGAAGUCUCACUGCCUAACAUGUAGGUCUGUGACGAUACUAGUAUCGAGAUAUUUUUUCCAUGGCAAAAAUGAAAACACUAAGCAGACCAAUCGCUUUGGUCCUUUAAAAACCUGCUGUAUGUAAAAUAUAGUAUGCUAUAUCUUGGAAACUAAGUAAAUAUAACUCUGGAUGACCAACAUGUUUGUUUCCAACAUUAGAGCUGUUUUCCUAAAGAAGGUAACUGCUUCGUGUUUUGUUUACUUGCCACGAUACUAAUGAGUAUUGCAAUUCUGGUAUUGUCCCAGCUCUACUAGCAUGACCACAACAUGACAGUUUAAAGGUAGAUAAUACAGCUACUGUUACUAAUAUCAACUGAAAGCAACAAGUCACUUGAUUUUCCAACAGUUGAUCACCAUGUGGGUGUUUCUUUUGAGUAACAAGCCCACAGUAUGAUAGGUAGUGAAUUUAUCAACACCCAAUACAACCUCGGCUGGAAGCUAUCGUGAGCCUCUAUUGGUAAUCGUGCCGCAAUAUCGCUGGAGUUCAGCUUUCUCAAAUUUCUUGCAUCGCUCUCAUCGCUUUGCACAUUUCACCUGGCUCAUUGAAAAUGAAUGGGCUCUGUCAUUUUGUCAUCACCCAUCACUGCUAGUGGGCAUUGCAGGUAACUUGCUUGCUACAUUGACUAACUAUAUAGGUGGGAGUGGGCACCAAAUGUGUCAUUACCUACACUCAGUCCUUUCAGGGCUAGGUAGGCACGUGCAAUUGGGAAAACCCAACAGUUUUUUUGUACUACAGUAACACAUUGAAAUUGUAUAACUCAAUGGAAUCAAUGAGCACUGGACAUUUCAACAUUAAACUUCGUUUAGCUUUUCACUUUUGCUUGGGCAAAACAGUUUUCAUAUUUGGCUUGUUAAACAGUUUGACAAUUAUGUGGUGCAGGUGAGCCAACCAUAACGCAUAUCUCAGAUGUGUUGUCUUGGCUGAAUUUGACUCUUGACAUUGUCAUUGCAGUUGAUCCAGUCGAUGCGGAGAGCACAAGGAUGGACUCAAAUUUCAGUUUAGUGGGACUCCCAAGCUCUCCCAAAAAGCGGAUUCGGGUGGAGUGCAGGUGUGGAUC